AUGGCGAAUUUGUACAUCGGACCCUCACGCGAGCUCUCAAGCGCAGUUGCCACAUUCGGCCGAAAAGAAGAGGAGAGAAAUGCUUGGCCGGCGAAUUGUGGAGGACGGAGAGACAUAUCCGACGGCGACAUUUCAUUGGACAGGAGACUGUCACCGCGGUCAACGGCCAAUUCUCAAGACUCACACUCACACUGCGUGCAGCGACUGCUCCCCCCAACUGUCCCUCACUCCCACGCGGCUUCUGAGGACACCGUCGGCGCCUUGUCCUCCUUCUCCCACUUCCUGCCCUUUGUCUCCUCCUCCUCGCCUCCACACCCCGCGCCCGCCAUGGCGGAACAAAAAGUCACUCCCUUCGAAGUGUCCGGCGGCGUCGACGAGUCUGGGCAGAUCAAGCCAGUAGACUACAGCAAAUUGAUCCGCGACUUUGGUGCCACGCCCAUUUCGCCCGAACUGCUCGAGAGAUUCGAAAAGGCCACCGGCCACAAGCCCCACAGGUUCAUGCGACGGGGAAUCGUGAUAUCCCACCGCGAACUCGAAAGAAUCCUGAGCAAGUAUGAGAAGGGCGAAAGAUUCUACCUCUAUACCGGGCGAGGACCGAGUAGCGACAGCAUGCACGUCGGACACAGCGUGCCUUUCGAGUUUACCCGCUGGCUACAGGAAGUGUUCGACUGCCCCCUUGUGAUCCAGUUGACAGACGACGAAAAGUUCAUGCACUCCAAGACCAUCAGCAUGGACGAUGCCACCCGGUAUGCACGAGAAAAUGCCAAAGACAUCAUCGCAUUGGGCUUCGACCCGAAAAAGACCUUCAUCUUUUCGGAUUUUGAGUACAUGGGAGGCGCAUUCUAUCGCAAUGUGUGCUUUGCCGCAAAACACGUCACGCUCAACCAGAUAAAAGGAGCAUUUGGAUUCAAUGACAGCAACAACAUCGGAGAGUUCCAUUUUCCGGCAACCCAAUCUGCCCCCUCGCUUUCAACGUUUUUCCCCCAUAUUUUUGGCGUCGACGCAAAAAGCGUCCCGAGGAUCCUUUGCCUCAUCCCUUGCGCCAUUGAUCAGGAUCCCUAUUUCCGUGUCUGUCGAGACAUCGCCGAGAAGAUGAAAUACGAGAAACCAUGCCUCAUCCACUCUCGUUUCCUCCCCGCGUUGCAAGGCGAGGGCACAAAGAUGUCUGCUAGUGUCGACACUUCUGCGAUAUUUCUCACCGAUACACCCAACGCAAUCAAAAAGAAGAUCAACCGCUUCGCCUUUUCUGGUGGACAGGACACGGCAGAGAAACAGCGUGAGCUGGGCGGGAGAACGGAUGUCGACGUGCCCUACAAGUACCUCACUUUCUUCCUGGAAGAUGAUGACGAACUCGCGCGAAUCAAGGAACAAUAUGAGAAGGGCGAGAUGAUGACCGGCGAGCUCAAGGCACUCUGCAUCAAGGAGUUACAGCAAUACGUGGGCGAUUUUCAGGAGCGGAGGAAACAGGUGACCGACGAGGUGGUACAUGACUUUUUCAGCCGGAAAGGAUUGCUAUUUAGGGGAGUCCCGGCGGACCAGAAGACGGUGACGACAGGUGCCGCCAAGGAGAACGAGCCAAAGAAAGAGGUACCUAUGCGAUGA
Fonsecaea erecta is the source of this 1602-nucleotide messenger RNA. Its product is annotated as tryptophan-tRNA ligase. Gene Ontology annotation, molecular function: ATP binding; tryptophan-tRNA ligase activity. Lineage: Eukaryota; Fungi; Ascomycota; Eurotiomycetes; Chaetothyriales; Herpotrichiellaceae. The transcript has a single exon. The record is from RefSeq and is a predicted model, not a curated record. Gene Ontology annotation, cellular component: cytoplasm. Bases 1 to 1602 code for a protein of 533 amino acids. Gene Ontology annotation, biological process: tryptophanyl-tRNA aminoacylation.